Messenger RNA from Cyprinodon tularosa, 1529 nucleotides. RefSeq lists its product as uncharacterized. Lineage: Eukaryota; Metazoa; Chordata; Actinopteri; Cyprinodontiformes; Cyprinodontidae. The transcript has 2 exons. The coding region runs from base 759 to 1517 and encodes 252 amino acids. The record is from RefSeq and is a predicted model, not a curated record.
AUUGCUGCUGUUGCUUAUUAUGCUCUCACCAUUGAGACCCCUUUUUUUUGUUAUGCUCUUGGUAAAAGGUUUUCUCUGGAGCUAGAGUUGCAGCACGGGCACUACAGAACCAGAACGACCAUUUAUUUAUUUUAUUAAUAAGCUGAUUGGGCGCAGCUCUAUAGGACGCAACGUGAGAUUCGUGUUCUUCUAAAUUAAUAUAAUCUUGUUUGAUCUUGUGUGCUACUAACGUGGUUUGCAGUGUUUUCUAGAGUCUCAGAUUGCUUCUUCUGUCACGGGUUCUUGUGCCUUAUUGGAUUUUAAAAUAGAAUAAUAAAGUUGUCUUCCAAUUGUAAAAUAAUCCAUAAAUAAAAUAUAUAAUUUGUAUACUAAAUCUGUUUCCUCAUUUCAAGCCAGACUUACCUAGGUACAUUUAAUUGGGAGACCCUAGGCUACUUGAUACUUUUAGUGGUCUACUAGUUGGUUUAGGGCCACGUCCUCGGUCACAAUCCGGGUAAUUCCCCCGUGUUACAAUUUUCUGGCGUUGCUGGUAGGAUCUGGCAGUUGGAACAGAUAGUGUUUGUGUGUAUAGAUCCUUUUUUUUUUUUUCCUCUUCUUUCUUCUCUUGAUUUUAAUUGUGCUGGUUCUGUGGUGCUCUAGUAGAGAUCCUUAUAGAUUUUUUUUUUUUGGGUGAGAGCAUAAUAGUGCAACAGUAAGCACAUCGUGGGACCUAGCUGGAUAGACGAAGCUGUGACCAAGGAUCAUCAUUUCCUGGUGCGAUGGAUGAGGAACUUCAAGAACUCCGUGUUCGAGUCCAGCAGUUGGAGGCCGAAAGGAGCCGUCUGCAGCAGGAGAGGGAUUCUGCAUUAGCAAGUUCAAAUCGACAGGAUGAUGUACAAGCUGGCCCAAGUACAAGUGGCACUCCGACGAACAGGGGGGCUGAUCGCAUAAUCUACCUACCAAGAGAGAGAAAAUGUCCAAUCUUCAGAGGAACUCAUGGUGUUGGGGUGGAGGACUGGAUAGAAGAGGUUCGCACCAGUAUGCGAGUCCGCCAUGUUGGACCCACAGAUCAGGCUGCUUUCAUUUUUGACCAUCUUGAAGGGGAAGCUCGAGAUGAGAUCAAAUAUAGGUCAUCAUCUGAACGUGAGGAUCCAGAAACUGUUUUCACCAUUUUAAAGGAACUGUAUGGUUGCCAACAGUCGUAUGUCUCAUUACAGGAGGACUUCUUUUCACGGAGACCUGCAAUGAUUGGUCACAGCAGGCACCUGAGGAGAACAUUGAUGAGGAUGAUGUGGCGUCUGGAUCUUGGUUGGUGCUCCGAGAGACUGGCAGUAAUGCAGCCAUGCCAUUGGUACAAGAACCAUCAGAUAUCCCUACAGUUCGGACGCCUGUUGAAGUGCCACAGUCUCCACAAACCUCUCAAAGCAGUAGGGUUGGGCCUAGAAGAUCAACUCGUAAAACUGCUGGAAAACACUCCAAUCCCCAUCGUCUCCCAGUACCUGCAAGGAAUGAAGAUAGUGGGGCUGCUGCUUCUCUGAUCCCUGGUGCCA